Molecule: messenger RNA, 2294 nt
Organism: Galendromus occidentalis (western predatory mite)
Lineage: Eukaryota; Metazoa; Arthropoda; Arachnida; Mesostigmata; Phytoseiidae
Exons: 12
Coding region: 96-2045 (649 amino acids)
Biological process (GO): snRNA transcription by RNA polymerase III; snRNA transcription by RNA polymerase II
Cellular component (GO): snRNA-activating protein complex
Molecular function (GO): RNA polymerase III type 3 promoter sequence-specific DNA binding; RNA polymerase II cis-regulatory region sequence-specific DNA binding
Source: RefSeq, a predicted model, not a curated record
AGGACCGAUGAACAUGGGCAGCAUUGUGAGCCGAAAUAAUUAUUUUCCAUGAUUCUCCGCGUCGUUCGCGCGUCUCAGAAAAGCGACAGCUUGGAAUGGCGAGCUCGCCAGAGUCUUCUGUGGCCCCGUCGCCCCCACCUACGGUUCUUGUGAACUUCCAAUCGUUGUUGGAACUUAACUUGGCGUACCAAGAUCUUGUACAGAAGCUCCUCGACGAACUGCAAUCAAUCAUCGCAGAAAAUAAUGAGCUGCAGCAAGAAGCCGCUGAAAUCUUGGUCAUUCAGGCGCGGAAUCCGAAGACGGCGUCCCGUUCAUUCCACCUCCCUUACUUUGUGGAUUCCGAAGAGAGGACUCCACCUGUUUCGGAAGACAAGAACCUCAAAGACGCUUUCGGCAUCCGACCGCUGGUUCCAACCAGGAAAUGGUCGGAGAAAGAAUAUAUCCAGCUCCAAGACGCCGUUUCCGCCAACGUCAAGCGCAGAGUCUCGUCCCGGCUGAUCCUGAAGAAGAAUACCCUCCAGGAGAAACUGGCAGUUCUCGACGAGAGCAGUAACCGCGCACUGCUCGAAGAGGUCGAGGAAGAACUCUCCGAAUUGAUGAAUUUGAACAAGAUGAAACUACUGAGAAAAUACAAGCACGAGAGAGUCGAUUGGUUGUGUAUUUCCGUGAUUGACUUUGCCGGCCGCAGAAGCGACGUGGAACUGCAACAAAUGUGGGUGAACUACAUCUGGCCGAACCUUGAGAACCCCCCUUGGGAUCCGGAGUCCAUGCAGAAACUCGAACAACUCCUCGAAGAGUCAACUGACGGUCGGGACUGGGAUCAUAUUGCUGAGAAAUGUCAGAAGCACGUCUUCCAGUGCUGGGAGCUUAGUUCGCAGAACAAUGCAUACACGAAGCCCGUGAAGACCGCGGGGGACGAUCUCAUCUGUCUGUACAUGAGUCUCCGCUCAAUUGACUUUGUUCCCUGGGUCAAACUGGCGGAUCUCUUACAACUCACCGCACCAUCGAAAGCGAUGCGACGCGUAGAGACGGCUCUUUGCGCAACUCACAGGAAAUGUUGGACUCUCGAGGAGGACAUUCUCUUCAUCCUGGCACUAUAUUUGUAUCGAAGUCCGAAUUCAUGGGAAAACGUCUUCAAAUGCAUGGAGAUGGGGGAUAGCCCGAGGAACCAUAAUCAGUGCUCUUUCCGCCUCGACCACCUUCUCGGGACCAUGACUUUCGGAUCUGCGAUUAAAAUCAUCGAGGCCUACAAACAUGAACCGCGUCGCGCAGUUCCCCGAAACCGCAAAAAGUCCACUAUGGUCCCAUGGCUGCUUUCGUUCUUGAUGUCAGUUGUCAAAAAGGUUCGGUUGGCUUGCUUCCUCCAAGAUGACCCCUAUGCAGAACUGCACAAGAUUGCUGCCAGAUCGGCGAAGAACUGCUUGGUCCUUCUGAACUCCAGACACAGGAAUAUCGAAAGUGACGCAAUGGAUUCUCCAACCGACUCCUUGAAAGACUUGCGAGAUCCGAACCAAAGAGCCCGCGCACAACGACUACAUGAAGUUCUAGAUGCAAUGACUCAACAUAAUGUUUUACCUCCCUGUUCGAUAAUGGUCGAGCCGACCAACGGUAUUCUACGGCGCUCUCUGCCCGUCUGGGAAAUCGACCCAUCGAUCGUAAGCUGGAUGGAAGAACAGAUGAAAACGUCUGAACUAUUCCAAAACUUCGAGAGAGCCUUCAACAGCAUGUUCGCGAUGCCCAUAAUCGCAUCCGAGGUGAUUUUGCCGGAAGUCAAACCCUUGAGGAUGAGGGUCGCCAACAAGAAGCGCCGGAAUAUCACUUUCAGGAGAAAACGGGGAUCCAAAAAGCCUUGGAUCAAGGCUCGCUGGAAAAGAUUCCGUGAGAUGAAAGCCAACGAGGAGCAGAACGAGGAUGCUGAAGGCUCAGAUGCUGGGGACCUAUCUGAGCCGGAAAGCGGAAUCCCUGGCUUCGCUCCGACUCAGACGACAAAUGCCGCUCGGUCAACUCCGGGGCCAUCGAGCAGAGCUCAGUCUACAAGUUUCUGAGUGAGGAACCCGCGCUUGAGAAAAUUGUGAUAUCUCAACAAGUGCAUUUUUACCUACCGAUUCCCGAGGGGCCGUGAGCCCCGGCGGGACUCGAGUCCGAUUUCUAUUUUUAGUGUUAUAUAUUACUGAGUGAGUUCAACCCCCACAUGAUUGUGGGUUCCAUAGAGAAAGGAUUCGAAGAAGUUACUCUCGCAAGGGGUAAUGAGAAAAAUAAAGACAUUCGGCGAUCUUCGCGGAAGAAUCGAACGU